AUGACAAAAUACACCGUUAGCUACGGAUUAAUACCGCCACAGAGUGCUAACAUCAAUGAAUCACACAUCUUACCCAUCACAAAGAUAAUACAGUCCCGAGAAAAUCCAGAUUUGGUUUUAACGUGCGGCCGAGACGGAACAGUGAUCAGGCAUUUUCAGAAUAAUGGAGAAUGGCAGAGGUUGAGGAUGCAGACUAAUAGUGACUGGGUGAGUGAUAUGGUUGAGCUAGACAGUGGCAGAUUUGUUGUGGUGAGCCACGAUUUUUUUGUUUGUCUUUUGACGCUGAAUUCCAAAGGCAAUGCCUGGAGCAGCCGAAUGCUGGGGUAUCACGACGAUUACGUGAAAAAAGUGGUCACACUGGGUAAAACUGAAUCGGGCGAUUGGAGGUUUGCGACAUGCGGUUUGGAUAUGAAGAUCAAGGUGUGGACCUUACGGGACAACGGCGCGUCAGAUUUAGUACGCACUAUCAACAAUGCUCAGGCUGAACAAACGGGGUCUUUAUAUGCGCUUGUUUCAGUCGGAAGUGCAGGUCUACCUUUUGACAUGGUUGCCGGUGAUAACAAUGGAAACCUGGUAUUAUGUUCAAGCGAAACCGGCGAAAAAUAUGCGACUAUAUCUUCAGCUCACAGCACAAACAUCAAGUUGCUUCACUCAUUGGACAACGGAAACAGAAUACUCAGCUCAAGUUCCGAUGGAAUGCUAAAACUAUGGAAUGUGGCGAAGCUGCACGUAAAUGAGGGGUCGGACGCACUGAUACAUUCGUGGAAAUGGCCUUCGCCUGUGUGGUGUAUUCAAGGCGAGACUUCUAGUCAAUUACUCUUAGGGGACUCUAGAGGUAGCAUCACCCAACUUACUAUUCAAGGAUCGAGGUGGGAUUCUCCCAUACUGAAGGUUGUCGUCGCGUCUCCCCAAGCGGAAACCAAAGGAACUUUGGCCAUGCUCGACCGAGGCCUGGAGGGUCUUUGGUAUUCUUUUUCAGGAGACUCUAACCUGCAUGUUCACAACACAAACACUGGAGCCAUACGUACCCUUGAAGGUGGUUUCGCUCUGGUUAAAAGCUGCCUACUGAUGAACAGGCGCCAAGUCAUAACGCAAAAUACGAGAGGGAUCAUUCAGAGGUGGGACGUUAUUUCCUGUGAGCUGCUCGACACAUUCGAUCCGUCGGAGGGUGAUUUUGAUCAUUUAGUGGAGACUCACAACACUAGAGAGAUACUUCCCCAUUGGUGUUCGGUGUCUAUUAAGACCGGGAAAGUUUUUGUACAGUUCUCUCCAAAAUUCCUAACUACAGAGGUAUAUGGAAGUGCUCUAGAACAUUACAGGAUUGUCAAUGAUAUCAAUAUUGAAAUUGACGACCGUUAUAACCUUGGAAGAAUUGCCGUGAAUUCCAUUUUCAACGAAUUUAUAUCAUACGUGAGCGGCAAAGACCGUACAUUCAGAAAAGAUCUAAUAGCAAGAAAGAGUUCUGUCCCUAGCUCUCCAUAUCAAGGCCCACACGACCCAUCGCAGGUUGACCUGACAAGGCCUUCUAUGAAAGAUAAAAGAAAACUUUCUUUAUUCACAAAAUUGUCCAUGGGAAAUAACCGAUCGUCGGGGACGCCCACAUCGAUGCCAAGCACCCCUGUUGCGUCCGAGCGCUCGGCCUUACCAAUCGAGGACAGCUUCGCAUUACCUCCUUCAGUGGCUUCGCCACUGGAGUCAGCUUCCAGCGAGAAACCUUUUCUUUCCAAGAGAUCUGCGAGCGCCGGUUCGCUUCUAACCCAAAAGUUCAAGUUCCUGUCAACCGAUGGUGGUGCCCUGGAGCCGAGCUUGAGUAAUGUAGAGCAUUCGGAUGCGGAAGCGGAAGCGGCUCACGUUGAGAAAACUCCACCUUCGUCGAGUGAAGACAAGGACGCGAAAUUGAAUUCUUCAUUUAUAACCAGCCUCGAUAAUAGUGAAGUGCAAGACGUACAGAAGACAGGCAAUACUGAGCCUGGACAAGCAAACAUAGAAAGGAAAAAGGAGCACUUGGCUGAUUACGUUGCAGAGCUUCGGGAUGAGUACCUCAAGGAGUUUGAUUUGAGCUCAUCGUCGUUCAAGAUCUUAGGCCGUAAGCCCCCUGUUUCAAAGAUCACACGAGAAGAAGAAUCACCUAUCAUUGAAAUCAAAGCCGGUGUGCUUAUUUUGGUGAAUUGCUGGAAGGAGGGGUCUUGUGGGGAUACAGUAAGUUUUUCAACUUAUCUGCCGGCUCCUCAAUAUGGCGACAAUGCCAAGUCCGGUAACAUACAUAUCUUUGAAAAUUUGGAGCGCAAUUUACCAUACUGGAUGGCCAAGGCACUGCUCAAGGAUGAGAAAGGUGCUAAAGAAUAUCCAAAAUUGACGUUCAUACUGAAGCCUUGGCAAGCUCCAGACACCCCGCAAAACUCAGAAUCCAGCCUAAACUCACAGCAGUCUCAGACCGCUGCAGGUCAAGGUCAACACCAUCAACAUCACCAUAAUCACCAUCACUUGCCCUUCCAUCGAAACAAACACACCGACCGUGGCCAUGAUCAAACUAUCAAACCGCUGCCUUCUGUUCCCGAAUCGCAUACAAAACUACAUGCUGCCAGCAUGAUUAAAGUUAAAAAGAUUUUGAAUUACGUGGUAGAUCGAUUCGAUACCAAGACUGCCGAGAUGAAAGCAAGGACGCCGCCAAGCGAAUGGCUUGAAAUUUUGUGUAAGAACCAACUUCUUGAUAACGAAAUGGCGCUCAGCAGCGUCAAGACCUUAUACUGGAAGUCUCAGGGCGAUAUUAUACUGGAGUAUCGCAGAAAGCUGAAUCGUGGUACCGUGCUAAAUGAAACCUAG
Lachancea dasiensis is the source of this 2823-nucleotide messenger RNA. Lineage: Eukaryota; Fungi; Ascomycota; Saccharomycetes; Saccharomycetales; Saccharomycetaceae. The record is from the annotation of a GenBank genome assembly.